AUGGAUGUAGCUGCUAAGCUCGGAGGGUUAUUUACAAUCAUAAGAGCUUUGUUGGAUAUCAUAUUAUAUCCAAUAUAAUCGAUUCUCUAUAAGCUUUUUUUGAUAAAUUUCUUAAUCAAUCAUUAGAACAAAGGUAACAAUAAGGAUAUUUAAUUAUAAAAGUCUAAAAAAUAGGACAUAUUGCUCCAUUAACUAAUAACUUCUUCAAAGAAAAGAGAAUUUUAUAAUUAAUAAACUGAAUUAAUCAAUAAGUAUUUGGAUGUUAGACAAAUAUUAAUUCAUCCGAUGUAGUUUACAUAAAAAAUAGAGGGUUUAUAGGAUUCGAUAAAGAAAAUUGAUAUCUUGAGUUCUAGAUAAAUUAAACUUAUUAGCAAACAAGAAAUGGAUGAAUUAGUUGUGCAAAGCAACAAUGAAGAGUACCCAGAUUGCAGAUGUUUAAGCUAUGGCACUAUUAAUUCUGAAAGCAAGAUAAAAAAUUAAGAUAAUUAUGUCAUUCCAAAAAUGAAAAUUUAAAUUCAUUGA
This is a messenger RNA of Paramecium octaurelia, 522 nucleotides long. The record is from the annotation of a GenBank genome assembly. NCBI's taxonomy places the organism in Eukaryota, Ciliophora, Oligohymenophorea, Peniculida, Parameciidae.